Messenger RNA from Dothidotthia symphoricarpi CBS 119687, 1400 nucleotides. RefSeq lists its product as uncharacterized. Bases 4 to 1143 code for a protein of 379 amino acids. The record is from RefSeq and is a predicted model, not a curated record. The transcript has a single exon. Lineage: Eukaryota; Fungi; Ascomycota; Dothideomycetes; Pleosporales; Dothidotthiaceae.
UGUAUGGCUCGCACGUGCGUCCGACUUGCAUUGAUUGACGCUGGCUUCGUGGACGCCAACAAACUCAAGAUCAAGUGUAGGCCGUAUGCUCAGCCUCAAAGCAUCGUCGAUGUUGUACGCAAGAAUUUGGCGAGCAAGCAAGCGGCACAGAACAAGACGAGAGCGUCUUUGAAGAACACCGAUAGGCCGUUCACGUUGCACAGGCGAACUGGUACCUCUGUCUCAACGACUCCACUGGCCUGCACGACAAGGAGCAUGGCAAGCGUACCCCAAGAUUCCAGUUCUAGCGAUUCGAGCAAGGCGAAACUUUCUGAGCGGAUUGCCAAUCAAACAGCCGUCGAUCAGGGGACUUCCGGUCGAAUUCUGAGAGCAGGCGGUACAAACAGAACAUCCAUAGUCGACUUUGGGGCACCUAGCGACUCGGAAACCGAAGAGCGCACCACUCGACACCUGUCGUCUAGUAUCAGACGAAAACGAGGCUACCACACAGAGAAUACCAGUCCUUUCGAUGAGGCUGGACCACUCAACAUCAAGAGACAGAGAGCGUCACACUACAACUCUCUGUCUCUUCUCGAUGACCUGGAUGGUAUAGCUAUACCCAAACCCAACGCCGCAGCACGUGCUGCACUCGAAGACCAGAUCCGUGAACUAAAGGAGACAAAGGCCGCGCUUGCAGCCGACAUUGAUGACAAAGAAGAAAAACUGGAACGCCACGCCGAGUUCAUCGCCGAGCUACAACACGAAGCCGCCGGUUACCAAGAACAAAUCCAGGACCUCACCAAACAGAACGAUAACCUCACCAAGCAGAAAGGCAGCCUCGCCAGUCAGAAUGACAGCCUCACCAAACAGAAUGAGAGCCUCUCCACGCAGACGAACAGUCAGUCAGCACGGAUUGACAAUCUCUUCAAGCAAAACCAGGGCCUGUUCGAUCGUGUCGAGGCCCAGAGCGAGAAGCUGUCGAAGGUCAUGCUGAAGAAUGACGAGCUGGAAGAGUUCAAAAGUGCGCACGUCAUGCACUCUCAGCCCGUCUUGCUGGAACUGAUGACGCGCAAGAAUAGGACAAAUGGUAGCGACGAGGAGCGUGCUGCGCUGGAUGCGAGGGUUCAGUAUAGGGAUAUCUAUGGGGUUGAUCCGGUGGAGUGAAAUCUAUACGACAGGACUUGUUGUAGGGAGGCUGGUCGUGCUUUGUUUCUAGGAUACUUCAAGCGACAGUGAGAUGCAUCGGUAUGGAUUAUGAUCAUGGCAAACCGUCGGCUGGAAGCGGAGGCGGAGUAGGCCAAAAGUCAAGUCAUGUAUCCAAAGAUCUGAGGGAAUCUGUAAGAGUUGUUGAAUACGGUGCAGAUGAAGGCGGUGCGUUGGUCUUCUAUGAGUAGGUACCUAUAUCAAAAACAAAACCAUCA